CGGACAUGGCUCACCUCCGGGGAUUCGCUCACCAGCACUCGCGCAUGGACCCGGAGGAGCUCUUCACCAAGCUGGACCGUAUUGGGAAGGGCUCCUUCGGGGAGGUGUACAAGGGCAUCGACAACCGCUCCAGGGAGGUGGUGGCCAUCAAGAUCAUCGACCUGGAAGAGGCCGAGGAUGAGAUCGAGGACAUCCAGCAGGAGAUCACCGUGCUCAGCCAGUGCGACAGCCCCUACAUUACCCGCUACUUCGGCUCCUACCUUAAGAGCACUAAGCUAUGGAUCAUCAUGGAGUACCUGGGCGGCGGCUCGGCGCUGGACCUGCUCAAGCCGGGCCCCCUGGAGGAGACCUACAUUGCCACCAUCCUGCGGGAGAUCCUGAAGGGCUUGGACUACCUGCACUCAGAACGCAAGAUCCACCGUGACAUCAAAGCUGCCAACGUGCUGCUGUCUGAGCAGGGGGAUGUAAAACUGGCCGACUUCGGGGUGGCAGGGCAGCUCACCGACACGCAGAUCAAGAGGAACACAUUCGUGGGCACCCCUUUCUGGAUGGCGCCCGAGGUCAUCAAGCAGUCAGCCUAUGACUUCAAGGCCGACAUCUGGUCCCUGGGGAUCACAGCCAUCGAACUGGCCAAGGGGGAGCCCCCGAACUCGGACCUGCACCCGAUGCGCGUCCUCUUCCUCAUCCCCAAGAACAGCCCGCCCACGCUGGAGGGCCAGCACAGCAAGUCCUUCAAGGAGUUUGUGGAGGCCUGCCUCAACAAAGACCCCCGAUUUCGGCCCACCGCCAAGGAGCUCCUGAAGCACAAGUUCAUCGCCCGCUACACCAAGAAGACAUCCUUUCUCACCGAGCUCAUCGACCGCUACAAGCGCUGGAAGUCGGAGGGCCACGGGGAGGAGUCCAGCUCGGAGGACUCAGACAUUGAUGGCGACACGGAGGAUGGGGACCAGGGUCCCAUCUGGACCUUUCCCCCAACCAUCCGACCGAGCCCCCACAGCAAGCUGCACAAGGGCUCCGCCCUGCACAGCACGCACAAGUCCCUGGAGCCUGUGCAGAGGCAGCCGAGGUCCCAGAGCCUGGCCACGCUGGUCCGGCCUGUCUUUGGAGAGCUCAAGGAGAAGCAGAGGCAGUGCGGUGGCCGAGCGGGCGCCCUUGAGGAGCUGGAGAAUGCCUUCAGCCUGGCGGAGGAGUCCUGCCCCGGCAUCUCGGACAAGCUGGUGGCCCACCUGGUGGAGCGGGUGCAGAGGUUCUCGCACAACAGAAACCACCUGACGUCCGCCCGCUGAGGCCCCUAUUGCUCCUUGGUGGACUGGGGGCGCCGCCCGAGUCUCUCCAGCCCACCCUGGGGCGGCAGCCAGAGCCGCUGGGUCGGGAAGGGCCGCCUGUGAGCCACCUGGGAAGGGAAGCUGCCUCAGGCUUGCCUCUCGGCUCCUGGAUAUGGAAACCUGGCUGUUCCUUCCGGCCGCCUGCACUGAGGCAGAGCUAGGGCCCCUGGUCCUCCCAUCAGAUGAGGGGGCCAGGGUGGAGGACCCUGCCCCUGCCCCCACCCUGCUCCCACGUGCUCGUGUCCCAUGUGCUGUUUUUUAAGGAAACUGACUGUGUCCCCUCCCGUGUCCCAAGGUUAGGCUGUUAGUGCUCAGGACGGCUUCAAUAAAGACGUGACCUGGCCUCCA
Echinops telfairi (small Madagascar hedgehog) is the source of this 1673-nucleotide messenger RNA. RefSeq names its product serine/threonine kinase 25 (gene STK25). The transcript has 11 exons. Gene Ontology annotation, molecular function: protein kinase activity; ATP binding. Bases 6 to 1286 code for a protein of 426 amino acids. Gene Ontology annotation, biological process: protein phosphorylation. The record is from RefSeq and is a predicted model, not a curated record. NCBI's taxonomy places the organism in Eukaryota, Metazoa, Chordata, Mammalia, Afrosoricida, Tenrecidae.